Molecule: messenger RNA, 2568 nt
Organism: Manduca sexta (tobacco hornworm)
Lineage: Eukaryota; Metazoa; Arthropoda; Insecta; Lepidoptera; Sphingidae
Exons: 3
Coding region: 89-1876 (595 amino acids)
Cellular component (GO): extracellular region
Molecular function (GO): chitin binding
Source: RefSeq, a predicted model, not a curated record
CUCUCGACAAACAAGGCGCGUCUAGAUUCCUAACUCGGAGGCUGCAUCCGGGCCACCGCAGGGAUCGAGUUACGACGCGGGCGUGCGAAUGUCAAGGAACCCCGGCUCGGCACCGCUCCGCGCGGCUCGGCGCGGCGGCGGCCGCGUCACGCUCGUCGCGCCGCUACUGUCAGUCGCAGCCGACAUGUCUGCGCGCGUGCUCGCCUGCAGAGCCGCCGACACCGCCGCUGUCGCCGUACUGCUCGUACUCGCCGCGCAACUCGCCAAGUGUGAGAACAUCAAGUGUGUCAGAGAUGGGCUGUACGCAGAUUACGAGCAGGAGUGCAAGGAGUACGUGCGAUGCAGCGCCGGCGCGGUGACGGGCCGCUACACCUGCGCACCCGGACGCACGUUCAGCGAGGUGGCCGGCGCGUGUGUGCCGCGGCGCCGCCAGCCCUGCGUGCGCCGCGAGUGCGCACUCACAGACACUUUCGCGUACGCGACGCCCGGCACCGCCUGCAGACAUUACUACCGCUGUGAGAACGGAACUGCCGUCGACCGCACGUGCCCCUCCGGCUCCUGGUUCGACCUCGACCGCCAAGCGUGUGCUCGCGGCGCCGGCACCUGCUACGAACCAGUGUGUGCAGGACUGCCGGACGGCGAAUACCCCGAUCCCUCACAUGAAUGCCGCCGCGUACUUCGCUGCUCGGGAAGUGAUCUCCGCGCCGUCGCGUCUUGUACUAAAGGAACUUGUGCAAAUCCCUGUCCACCGCCGCGAUCGGCGGCAGUGCCCUUGCCUGCCGGAGACGCUGACUUCUGUUCUGAUGAAGCUUGCUCCUCGCUGUGUCAAAACCAACCUGACGGUGCCUACCCCGACCGCACCGCAGGAUGUCGUGAAUACUUUGUGUGCGAAGCUCAUCGCGUUAUUCGACGUGGUGUCUGUGAACCAGGCAUGUUGUUUGUGAACGGCGGGUGUGAGUCGGCCGCGAGAGUCACCUGCCCACCGCCAGCGCUGAGUCCAUGUUUUAACCGACCAGACGGUGUAUAUAGAGACUGGAAUUCGUGUUCAGCUUGGUACGACUGCCGACGAGAACGUGUGGUUUCACGAGAUUCUUGUUCGCCCGGACUAGUAUUCGAUGGCGCCCGAUGUGUACCAACAUCUCAGUUUUAUUGCCGUGGUCCAGAACCGUCACGUGAGUGCGAAGGAUUACCCAGUGGAACUUACCAGGAUUUGGAUUCAAACUGCACGCAAUACUUUCACUGUGAAGGCUCGCUCCGGACCAAGCUCGCGUGCGGGCCGGGGCUAGCAUUUGACGGAGCUCGCUGCUCUCCUAUUGAACGUUAUCUAUGCCCAAGUUUAGAGCAGGACUCUUGUUACGGUCGGCCAGACGGCCGUUAUCGCGCUGUGAAUGCCGGAUGCCGCGGGUACUACGUUUGUUUUGGUGGAGAAAAAGCAGUUUACGCGUGUGCAGCAGGACGUGUAUUCGACGGCGAAGCUUGCGUGCCGGCGCGACCCGGCCUGUGUCUGCGCGAAGAUUAUUCUUGCGAAGGACUCGCCGAUGGAUACCAUCCUGAGUUGGAAUCCAGUUGCCACAGAUACUUCUAUUGCGAGGGUGGAGAUCGGCUAGCGACACUCUCGUGCUUGGGCGGCAAGAUUUUCGACGGGCACACGUGUGUGCACCCCUCGCACCACGAGUGCGGCGCGCCGCCGAAGAACUCGAUCGAGUACGGCGGGAGGCAGUGCGAGCGCGACGGGUUCUUCCUGCAGCAGGGCACGUCGUGCAAGAGGUACUACUUCUGCGUGACGGGCUCGCGCACGUACCUGUCGUGUCCGCCGGGCCAGGUGUUCAGCGGGCAGGUGUGCGUGCCGGCGGCGCAGUACUCGUGCCCGGGCUGAGCGCGCGCGCGGGAGCGCUGACGUCACACACGCGCCGCCGCGCCUGCCGCGGCCGGGCCCGGGGCCGCCCUCCGCGGGGGGGACGUACCUGAUACUAUAUUAUACGGCUGUGAAUGUUUAUUUAAUUCCGGUGGGAUUAAUUGCGUAUGAGCAUUAUCUUUCGAUCACUCACCACCCCAAAUUAUAUGAGCUCGUAUUGUAAUAAUACACGAAUUAUUCUCACUUUAUUUAUUUGCAUAGAAACUUUAAGCGACCUAUGUGUCAUAUAUUUCUAUCAGGAAUUACACAAUGAAUAUCUUACAAAUCUCUUCGCAAAUAAAGUGUAAGCUCCGUGAAUAGAAAAAUAAAAUCUCUUUUAAUGAUAUAAAAGAAUAGUUAAUUUAUUUAUAUAGUUUAAACCCAACCUUACUGUAACAAAAAUAAAUGAGGGUAAAUUACAUUUGUAACGAUUCGAAGAUAAAGUACGUAAGAUUAAAAUUUUAAACACAUAAUAUGUCAAACAAGGUUAUUAUAAUAACAUCUCUAAUGUGUUUGUGAAGCAAUCGUUUCGACAUAUGCACGUUUCACUCGUAAUCAUAACAUGCCCAAACUGGAGAUAAUUUAUAAAUAACCUUGUGAGUACGAAAGCGCAGUGUACUAUUAAAUCAAGUGCAAAAUACAAUAAGGAAGUUAAAGACAUGUAACAAUGCAAA